Molecule: messenger RNA, 672 nt
Organism: Medioppia subpectinata
Lineage: Eukaryota; Metazoa; Arthropoda; Arachnida; Sarcoptiformes; Oppiidae
Source: the annotation of a GenBank genome assembly
AUGUCAUUUAAUCUGGCUGUUUGUACUCAACCAAAAUGUCGGUACAAUUACGUGCGAGUGUCCGGACCCGAGCUGACUGAAAUAAAGGCCAACACUUUCAUGGAUAUUGUAUUUUCAACAAUUGAGAUUAGCUAUACAAAUCUGGUCCAUAUCCACCCUGAUGCAUUUAUGGAUACGUACAACACUACGGACACACUCUAUAUUAGAAAUAACCCCCAAUUGGAGCCUGAUACAAUAUACAAUGUGAUGAGCAAAUUUACCAACGCUACAUUCAUUGAAGAGUAUCAUAACGCAAAAUUCACCAUGAUGCCCGCAAACGCUUUCUCAAACAGUAAACAAUCAAAAUUAAAACGAUUGCAUAUCUGGUCGUCGGAGACAACUAUAGGCAGUCAUGCAAUCAGUAGUUUAUAUUCAUUGCGAUAUAUUAUGUUUGGCGGUCCAGUCAACCAUAUAAUGGCCAAUGCAUUCGCUAUCGACAGACCCAUGUUUCAUCCGUUUUAUAUGGAGAACGAGUUAAAUACUAUUGAUUUUAAGGGUAAUAAGGGUUUUGAUUGUCAGGACUGUCGAUUUAAUCUGGCUGUUUGUACUCAACCAAAAUGUCCGGAUAAUUACGUGCGAGUGUCCGGACCCGAGCGUAAUACUACCCUAUGGUUGUACGGGUUGUCAAUAUAA